Molecule: messenger RNA, 1077 nt
Organism: Plasmodium malariae
Lineage: Eukaryota; Apicomplexa; Aconoidasida; Haemosporida; Plasmodiidae
Product: conserved Plasmodium protein, unknown function
Exons: 1
Coding region: 1-1077 (358 amino acids)
Source: RefSeq, a predicted model, not a curated record
AUGGCGAUACGUUUGUGCAAGAUACUUCGACGGAGUAACAAAGGAUGGACAUACAAAGGAGGAAAAAAUGCUGCUUCGAAACGAUCAAAAUUUUUGGAUGUUUCAGAGUUUUCCAAAAUGGACGUAAAGACGAAUGUGAGAGAGGAAGACGAAAAUUUAUUUGAACCCCCAUUGGGAGAAAAAGAGGCUUACCCCUCAUACAUGCAACCUGAGGAAAAAAAUAGUUCAGGAUGGUCAGAAAAAUGGAGGAGUGAUGAAAACGUAAAGAAGGAAAAUAUAAAAGUAAAGGAAAGGGGAAAUGAAAAGGAAAAGAGGAAUACUUACCAUUUCUUUUCUUCAGAUAAUUAUGCAUACAAUGUGCCAUAUAACUACAAAGUAGUUAUACCAACAAAAGAAAACACAAUGAAGAAUGACAAAGGAAAUAUACGAGAAGAAUAUAGCAGAGAUACAAACACUCAAUUAAACUACACUGAUUACACAGGUUUUCGAAAUCCUACUUUACAAACAUUUGAAAAUUAUAAAUAUUGGCAAGAUAGUGGAUUUAAAAAAUUUCUUACAAGAAUUUUUCCAAUUAAAUUACCGGAACAUAAAACUGUUGAUCCGUUAUUAAGAGAAUAUAUUUAUUUCUUACACUCGUUUGAUCCAUUUAGAUUUAGUUUUAAAAAAUUAAGUGAGAGAUAUUUUUUUUCAAAAAGCUCUAUAAAGGCUAUAUAUAAAGAAGAAAGUGUGAAGCGGUUUCUUCAAGAUAAUGAACUCUGUAAUGAUAAAACGAAAAGGAUUUCUAAAAAAGAAGCAGUAACAAAAAUUAAAGAAUUAAUAUAUUCGAAAAGAAUUGGGUAUAAAGAUAUUGGUGACCAUGAAAAUGUAAAAAAUGAAGAAGACCAAUUUCAAGGGUACAAAAAUACAUUCGAUCAGAUCAACAGACAAGUAAUUCAAGUCGAGUCCAUUUCUUCGUUUCCUCUACCACAUAGAAGGGAUCCCGUUCCUAAGAGAGUAGACGUCGACAUGCCCGUUUUUAACUCCGCAAAUGUGAAAAUUAUGAACUGGAUAAACCCUAACGAUAGGGUCAUAUUUUGA